CUCACUGACUCCAAUAAUUGUGACGUACAAUCUGCGUGCGCUUCGUUCAGCCAUCUUGUACACCACAUGACCUCGUUGUCGUGUCCCGUGACCAGCUCACGUGAAUUUUGACAAAUUCAAACGUUUUUUGGUGGCAAAAAAUGGAUAUUUUGGAGCAGCAUCUUGACCCACAAGAUGUCAGCGGAUCGGCGAUCAAGGAUGACGAAAAUGGCCUAGUGCUCGAAGAGGCAGAAUUUGUUGAUUGCGACGGCGAAGGUGAAGCUGUGGGAGAGGAUGGAAUACGCUAUCAAGAAGCGCUAGCUUACAGAGUAGUACAAGUCAAUGGUGGAAAUACUGGAAAUGAAAUUGAGCUUCCUGUAACACAGUCGGCAAACAAUACUGUGCAGGUUUUAACUUCUCCUUUGAAUGGACAGUUCUAUGUCAUUGGAAAUGCCAAUGAAGUCUUUACCACAGCUCAAACAUCCAGAUCACUUGCACCUAGAGCUACUGUUCAAAUUGAAACACCGCGUAAUGUUACAACCGGACUCAAAAAGAGGGAUGAUAGACGGAGAGCGACGCACAAUGAAGUUGAACGCCGACGUCGAGAUAAGAUUAAUAACUGGAUUGCAAAGCUCGGUAAAAUUAUCCCAGAGUGUAACAACACCGCAAAUGGAAAUGCCAAUGUAAGUGGAGAUGGAAAAGCAAACUACGAAACGCAGAGUAAAGGUGGAAUUUUGGCAAAAGCCUGUGAAUACAUAAGCGAGUUACGAGCGGCUAACCAAGGCUUGGGGCAGUGUUUACGUGACAAUGAAAAAUUGCGACAUGAAAUAAAUGCCUUAAAGCAAUUAGUGACACAGUUAAAGCGUGAGAAUGCUCAAUUGAGAUCACAGAUCACUUCUCCUACUACUGGUUCUGACGUUAUUCAUCUCAGUCCUUAAUUGAUUUGUAUAAAAUCAUUUUUUUUCUGUACAUAGAUAUUGUUAAGGCAUUGCUUAACGUAGAUACUAGAGGAUUUGUUUAUAGAAGUAUCGUUGUGAAUGCAGCCCUUUUUAAAAUGCUCACCUCGGUAUCUUGUCUAUCGUGAACAUUGGCAGAGGGGGGAAUCAAAGUGGAAAUUGGUGCUUGAAAAAUAUGCUGCUCUUCAUUCAGUUUGUUAUUUUUGAGAUGAAUGAGAGUCAGAUUCUCUGGUUAUUUAUGUUAAGCUGGUAGGCCACUUCGGCUCGUUUGAUACGGUCGAAAUAUGUGAAAAGUGUUGAUUAUAGAUUUUAUAGUUCUCCUGAAUAUAUUUCAAUUCUUCGCCCCCGGCGGUGCAUCACUACGUGUACAUUCUGAUCUAUAAGACUUUUGGAACCACCCGUGCAGAACCGUGAUUACUAACAGUUACUAAUUUAUUACAUAGUCUGUAAUGUUUCUACGCAAAAUCAGCUACAUGAUGAGCAAGCGGAUUGUAAAUAAAGGCUGUAAAAAUCAAUGCCUGUUUUCGAUAUUACAUAGAAUAUCAGUUCAACAACUUCUUUAUGCUAAUUCCAUGAAAAUUAGCAGAAGGGAUGGUACCAUCGAUGGUUUUCCGAACCAAAACACAUACCUGUGUCCUCAGUUUCAGUCACAGUAGCAAUAAUAACAAAUACAAAACUAUGUCAAUACUGUUUAUACUUAAUACUUUUUUACGAACAACAACUUAACAACGAUAAGUUCUGGUACGCCAUAGGCGUAUUUUCAAAAAGACCGUAACUGGGGAAGCGGUUGUGUAAACCAACGUCAUGUAAAGCAAUAUUUUUUUGAUUAAAUUCCGCGGAAAAACUCAUAAUACGAAUGUAACCUGUAAUAAGUGAUUGUAAUAUACUGUUAAUUGUAUAUAUAGCGGGGUUAUUGUUAUAUGAUUAUUAUAAUGAAUAUAAAAAUAAGACUACAAAUAAAGUGAAUGAAAAUUUGUCAAUUA
Messenger RNA from Athalia rosae (coleseed sawfly), 1918 nucleotides. Its product is annotated as upstream stimulatory factor 1. Lineage: Eukaryota; Metazoa; Arthropoda; Insecta; Hymenoptera; Athaliidae. The transcript is spliced from 5 exons. Gene Ontology annotation, molecular function: DNA-binding transcription factor activity, RNA polymerase II-specific; RNA polymerase II cis-regulatory region sequence-specific DNA binding; protein dimerization activity. Bases 141 to 917 code for a protein of 258 amino acids. Gene Ontology annotation, biological process: regulation of transcription by RNA polymerase II. The record is from RefSeq and is a predicted model, not a curated record.